Messenger RNA from Actinia tenebrosa (Australian red waratah sea anemone), 2258 nucleotides. RefSeq names its product choline dehydrogenase, mitochondrial. NCBI's taxonomy places the organism in Eukaryota, Metazoa, Cnidaria, Anthozoa, Actiniaria, Actiniidae. Gene Ontology annotation, molecular function: flavin adenine dinucleotide binding; choline dehydrogenase activity. Gene Ontology annotation, cellular component: mitochondrial inner membrane. The record is from RefSeq and is a predicted model, not a curated record.
AUCUGGGACACUUGAAUGGAUGCGAUCAGAAAGAACAUAUUUCGCAAAUAUUCUUAGAUUUUAUCUUGUUCUCAUACAUAAUCAUAGGGCUAUAAAGGUAUUUUCAUUUGAAUAUGAUUGUAAUCUAUCUUUGGUUGGCCUAUGAAAUUUGCUUGAUCGUAAGAUAAAAAGCCGAUAAUAUAAAAGAUCUAGCAAGAAAUGGCUCUACUCAGAUUGCACAAUGGAAGCCGCUCAAUUGCCGAUAAAUUAAUUUUGAGAAAUAUUAUUUAUAAAGGUGUCAUUCAUCCUCAUUCAAAUUCUCGCAACUCAAUAACUACCUUCUCUUCUACUCAUGAUUACGUCAUCUGCGGUGCUGGCUCAGCAGGAUGUGUUUUAGCCAAUCGUCUUUCAGCAGAUCCAAACAACGACGUACUACUGCUAGAGGCAGGACCAAGGGACUGGACUUGGAAGAUUCACAUGCCUGCCGCUCUGAUCUAUAAUCUUUGUAAUGACAAGUACAACUGGUUUUACCAUACAGUACCACAAAAAAACUUGAAUAAUAGGGUAAUGUAUUGCCCAAGGGGGAGAGUGUGGGGAGGUUCGUCUUCCUUAAAUGCCAUGGUAUAUAUCAGAGGACAUGCAUAUGACUAUGAUAGAUGGGAAAGUGAAGGAGCUAAAGGCUGGUCGUAUGCUGACUGUCUGCCAUACUUUAAGAAGGCACAGACUCAUGAACUAGGUGCUGAUGAAUACCGUGGUGGUGAUGGACCUCUACACGUAUCCAGAGGAAAAACAAACAAUCCAUUAUUCAGCGCAUUUCUUCAAGCAGGACAAGAAGCUGGUUAUCCGUUCACAGAAGACAUGAAUGGUUAUCAACAGGAAGGACUUGGAUGGAUGGAUAUGACUAUAUAUAAAGGAAUGAGGUGGAACACAGCAAAUGCUUACCUUAGACCCAUUAAACGGAAGAGGAGGCGACACCUGAGAACAGAGACCAGAGCAUUCAUCACUAAAAUACUGUUUGAAGGCAACAGAGCUGUUGGCGUAGAAUAUCAUAAGGAUAACCAAAUAAGAAGAGCAAGAGCAAACAAGGAGGUGAUCCUAUCUGGCGGAGCAAUCAACUCACCUCAGCUCCUGAUGCUGUCUGGGAUUGGUGAUGGUGAUGAACUAAAAAAACAUGGGAUCCCUGUGGUUUGUCACCUACCAGGAGUGGGACAAAACCUUCAGGAUCAUCUCGAGAUGUACAUACAACAGGCGUGUAAGAAGCCAGUCACUCUCUAUAGUGCUCAGAAAUUAUGGAAUAUGAUACCCAUUGGCAUGAAAUGGUUUGCAACAAGGACAGGUCUUGGAGCCACAGCACAUCUUGAAGUAGGAGGGUUCAUUAGGAGCAAGGAGGGUGUUCCUCAUCCAAACAUACAGUUCCAUUUCUUGCCAUCUGGAAUAAUAGACCAUGGAAGAACGGCGAUUGACCAGCAUGCUUAUCAGGUGCAUGUUGGAAGCAUGCGAUCCCAAAGUAAAGGUUCUCUUAAACUAAAAUCAGCCAAUCCACUGGACCACCCAAUCAUUGACUUUAACUACAUGUCAACCAAGGAGGACUGGGAUGAGAUGAGGGCUUGUGUGCGACUCACAAGAGAACUUUUUCAGCAGAAGGCAUUUGAUGAAUUCAGAGRGGAAGAGCUCAGCCCAGGCAAGAAUGUACAGACUGAUGAAGAAAUAGACGAGUUUGUUCGCAACAAAGCUGAUACAGCAUACCAUCCAUCAUGCACUUGUAAGAUGGGCGAAUCUUCAGAUAAAAUGGCUGUCGUCGAUAAUGAAGCUCGCGUGUUUGGUAUAGAAAGGCUUCGUGUAGUGGACUCCUCUAUCAUGCCUAGCAUUGUCAGCGGUAACCUUAAUGCGCCUACUAUCAUGAUUGCAGAGAAAGCAGCUGACCAUAUUUUAGGUAAUCCAAUGUUACCCAAGUCAAAUGCUCCUGUUUUUAAAACACCAGAAAAAGGUCAAAGAUAAUCUUGUGGAAAUUUUUUUAAUUAAAUAUAUUUGUACGAUUAUUAAAGAGGUCCCAAUGUAGAACUGUGUGGAACACCCUAUUAAUAGUAUUGUCUAAACAGUGGCUGCUGCCUACCAUCAUGAUUGCAGAGAAAGCAGCUGACUAUAUUUUAGGUAAUUCAAUGUUACCCAGGUCAAAUGCUCCUGUUUAUAACACACCAGAAAAGAGUCAAAGAUAAUCUUGUGAAAAUUCUUUAAAUAAAUAUAUUUGUACGAUCAUUAAAGAGGUCCCAAUGAUGAAC